Molecule: messenger RNA, 663 nt
Organism: Strongylus vulgaris
Lineage: Eukaryota; Metazoa; Nematoda; Chromadorea; Rhabditida; Strongylidae
Source: the annotation of a GenBank genome assembly
GAUGUGGCUAAAGCUGCAGAGAAGUACAGAGAAUAUGCAAGGAUAAGGAAAUGUAUGGGAUAUGACGACAUUGCGAACGUGAAGAAGGUUUAUUACGACAAGAAAAGCUGUCUAAGAUUCAUGAGACAAUCGAGACUGUCUUCUGAAUGGGUUAAUGAGAAGGAUAAUGGAAUUGUUUUUGUUGAGAUGAGCAUUGAGGAUCCUAAAAAGUCACGCGACUUGAAAGUGAGCUUUGUCUACAACAUGCAGGCUCGAGUAAAUAUCUGGUUGGACUACUACACGGAAAUACUCAAAAGUGUUAUCAUUGUGAACCCUCCAAUAUUCGUGGCUCUCGCUUACAAGGAAGUUGGAUCAUUAUGGAAGGACAAUGACGUUAUUCCAAUCCAACAAUACUUGAAUGUACCAGCCGGCGAAAUAGUCAAAGAAGAACUGCCGACAGGAGGAAAGAAAAAAAUGAUAUAUCAGUACACAGUCAAUACCGAAUCUCAGAUUUGGUUUCAGCAAGGAGAAGUCGAUCUAACACCCAGAUUUAUGCUGGUAACGCCAAAGCUCCCUGAAGAAGAGAUUGUUGACAUGAAAUCCGAUCUGCCUGUUACCUUUUGCAUUUAUAAUCGCAGCAGAUAUUUUUCUGCAAAGGUGAACUUCGCUGUUGCUUUUCUAUGA